AUGGCUCCCGAAGGGACGACAACUCCACCCAUUGGCUCUGGAUCCCCAGCAUCCUCGAAAGACAACGCCAAUGUCGCCCCAGAUGAUGACGCCAGGACGAGCCCAAACGCCGCAGAGGAGCCCAAUCCGAAUUUACCAUACCACAGAGUUUUCGCUGAGGUGACCGACACAGACCCUAAGCCCGGUCGUAAGACGUCCAAAUUUGUCAACGAAAAGCUGGCAGCAAUACCAACACCUGACAGCACUCUCGUUUCCGAAAAGACCAUCGCACACCUGCCAUUGAUAAAAAGGGCUACUCGCGCUAUUGACCGGAGCAGGCCCGAGAGUGCGGUCCCGACCCAGAACUUGAAAAAGGCCCACCGCUACGAGGAGACACUGGAUGCUGCCGCCAUUGUUCAGCCGCAUCCGCCCUGGAAAAGUUGA
Colletotrichum gloeosporioides is the source of this 423-nucleotide messenger RNA. RefSeq lists its product as uncharacterized. The transcript is spliced from 2 exons. The record is from RefSeq and is a predicted model, not a curated record. NCBI's taxonomy places the organism in Eukaryota, Fungi, Ascomycota, Sordariomycetes, Glomerellales, Glomerellaceae. Bases 1 to 423 code for a protein of 140 amino acids.